Molecule: messenger RNA, 1001 nt
Organism: Tachysurus vachellii
Lineage: Eukaryota; Metazoa; Chordata; Actinopteri; Siluriformes; Bagridae
Gene: atg10
Product: ATG10 autophagy related 10 homolog (S. cerevisiae)
Exons: 7
Coding region: 138-803 (221 amino acids)
Biological process (GO): macroautophagy; protein modification by small protein conjugation; protein lipidation
Cellular component (GO): intracellular anatomical structure
Molecular function (GO): Atg12 transferase activity
Source: RefSeq, a predicted model, not a curated record
CACCUACAUGGGAUGCCGUUAGGUAAACAAAAUUGUACAGUGGCCGAAGUAAAUAGCCGACGCAAGUUGUCGCUGUUAUUUUAACGGAAUUGCAUUUCUAAAAGUUAUUUUGUCAAGAAUUUUGUUUGAAGAAAUUCAUGAUGUCAAGUGGAGAAGAGUCAAUCAUUUCUAAGUAUUACUUAGAUGAGAAGGCUUUCUAUAUCUGCUGCAAGCUUUUUCUACAGCACUCAGCUGUCAUCAAAGAUGGAUGGAGUUGGGCAAAGGUCAAGGGUGGUGAAGAAGACUACAUAAAAAAAACUGCUAUAAUACCUGGAAGAUUGUCGUCUUUGCAUAACCAGAAAGCUGAUGAUGGGAUCAAUGCUCUGACUGGAGCUGAUGAGUUGGAUGAUGAUGCAGUUGGGGCUUAUAAAGAAUGUGAAAGCCAAGUUUUAAUGCUCUAUGAAUACCAUGUUUUAUACUCAUUCGGUCAUCAGGUGCCAACACUCUACUUCAGAGCAUCUACAUUAGAUGGACAGCCAUUGUCCCUUGAUGAGGUUUGGAAAAAUAUUCACCCAAACUACAGACAAAGACUACUACAAGGACCUUGGGAUACACUGACUCAACAGGAACACCCUUUACUAGGCCAGCCUUUCUUUAUGCUCCAUCCUUGUCACACUGAAGAGUUCAUGAGACCCAUUUUGAAAAUGGCAAAUACCAAAAAAAGGAAAGUAAACUACAUUGCCACAUGGUUGAGUGUGGUAGGACCUGUGGUGGGAUUGGAUGUGCCUCUUAGCUACCACACAGCAUUGACUGGUCCUGACUGACUCAUUAACCUCACUCUAAUAUGUUUUCUGCGUGGAGAGAAAACAUGGUGGAGAAAAGAAAAACAAGACAUGCACAAAGUCACUACAAAGCUCCUAGGACAUCCUACGACUACAACCUUGUAUCAAAGAAUUUACUCAUUUUUACUGAGUAAUCAGAACAUUUGCUUUUGUAUCAUUUGUAUUUUUUGUGUUUUCUUU